Messenger RNA from Cololabis saira (Pacific saury), 3053 nucleotides. It is a transcript of the gene ccdc85b, whose product is annotated as coiled-coil domain containing 85B. Gene Ontology annotation, biological process: negative regulation of DNA-templated transcription. The record is from RefSeq and is a predicted model, not a curated record. Bases 736 to 1338 code for a protein of 200 amino acids. Gene Ontology annotation, cellular component: nucleus. The transcript has a single exon. NCBI's taxonomy places the organism in Eukaryota, Metazoa, Chordata, Actinopteri, Beloniformes, Belonidae.
GGCAGAGUUGUGGGAUUGGUGGAGGCGGACAUUGUUGUGGUAACGGUUCGGAUCCGGAGGAUGAGCGGAGGUGAUGCGCUUACUGCGGCCAUAUAGCGGCUGAGAUUUGGACUGUAUUGCAUUUCAUCUCCAAUCCAAGAAUGUGUUGUCCCUAGGAGGAAACGCUGCGUGCGCCGCCCGGAGCGCUCCGGCCGCCGGGAGAGCGGACUUCAUUCAGCCGAGCGGAGCCUGAUGAGACGACGCCAGCGACGUAAAACUCACCACAUCUGCAGGGUGUUGCAUCCGUGGCUGCAGGAAUACAUGUCCGCGGAUCGACCGGGCCUCCGUGUACAUUGAGCCCCCACAAUCCUCAGGGAGGUGACUGUUUUCCUUGAAAAAUAGAUUGCAGGGAGAGGAGGACAAAUACAUACCGUUUGGCUCCCGGAGGCCUAUGGAAAACACAUGCUGUUCAGAGGAUGACUGACUGAGAUUAAUGGGAGCAUCUUCAUACACGACCUCAUUAAGGCAUUAUACACGGUGGGCAGAUUUAAAAUAGGACUGGAGAAAACGAUCUAAAUGAAGAGAUCACGUGUUUCUGCCUUUAUAUUACCUCCGGUGCUUUAGUGAUUAAAUGACAUCUGGCGCACUGUGGAUGCAGAUGAGGAUGUGAUAUCACUAUUGGAUAUUGUACACAGCCACAUCUCAGCGCUUUUAUAACAUUCUCAGGUACCCACCGGUUCGUUUUCUGGUGUAAAAAUGGGUAGCGAAGGUGAGAUAAUAAAUAGAGAGUUGUCAAAGAUGUCUGACGAGGACUUGCUGGCGUGCUCCAAAGAGGAGCUCGUGAGCCGCUUGCGUAAAGAGGAGUCGGAGAAAAUAUCAGCUCUGAUCCAGCGCGGCCGCCUCAUCAAAGAGGUCAACAAACAGCUACAGGGACACCUCCUCGAAAUCAGGGAACUGAAGGUGAUCAAUCAGCGCUUGCAGGAGGAAAACGUGGAGCUGCGGGACCUGUGCUGCUUCCUGGACGACGACCGGCUCAAAGUGAAAAAGCUGGCCAGGGAAUGGCAGCUGUUCGGGCAUCACGCCGCCAAAGUGAUGCGGGAAGACCUGGGUGGGUACUUGAAAAAACUGGCUGACCUGGAGCGCAUGCAGGACGGACUAGUGAAGGAGAAUCUGGACCUGAAGGAGCUGUGCCUGGUCCUGGAGGAGGAGUGCGUCAGCAGGAGUGAUUCCAGCCCGGGGGGCUCGUCGGAGCUCAACCUGCCCUGCAUGGUGGCGCGGGACCUGGGGGACGGCAGCUCCAGCACGGGCAGCGUGGGCAGCCCCGACCAGCUGCACCUCGUCUGCUCCCCGGAUGACUGAAGCCGGUGUCGUGCCAAAAAGUGAUUGCCCUUCCAGAAUCUGAUUUCUCCCCUGAAAAUGGGUAUUUUAAUCUGCCAAAAAUUGAUUGAAGGCCAAAUACAGUUAAUGAAAAGUUGUUUCUACCUAAAUAUGAUUUGAUCUCAUUCUUGAGCUUCAUAAUAUAAACACUAGAGCUCACAGGAUUGCGUUUAACUCUUUUAAAGGACCAUUACAACACAAAAUAGGCAUUUUCACCUGCCAAAAAUUGAUUGAAGGCCAAAUGCAGUUAAUGAAAAGUUGUUUCUGCCUAAAUAUGACUUGAUCUCAUUCUUGAGCUUCAUAAUCUGAAAAUUCUGGCAGGCAACUCACUCGAGAUCAAAUCAUAUUUAGGUAGAAACAACCUUUCAUUAACUGUAUUUGGCCUUCACUCAAUUUUUGGCAGGUAAAAAGACCCAUUUUCAGGGGAGAAAUCAGAUUCUGGCAGGAAAUCACUUUUUGGCACGACACCUGAUUGAUGCCAGGCUCGUGUCAGCAGCCAGGGCUUCUCCACCUCAAAGAGGAGGCAGUUGACUGAUGAUAGACAAGACUGAAGAAGGAAACUAAAUCAGAGAAACAUACAUUUGGGCCUUUGUGAAUGCUGCAAAGAUUUCUGUGCCACUAUAGUUUUUGACUUAACAAAUUCUGUAACACAACACAUUUAGGGACUCAACAAAGACAUUUCGGUAUUUGAUGUUAGCCAGAUGACAAUGUAUCUAAAUUUAACAUUUUUUGUUAAAUAAUCCUCUAGAAUUGCUCCUUUUUCAGUGGUCUGUUUGGGAAAAAAUGGGACCAAAAAGUGGGUCACAUACAUAAAUUUAUCUCAUGCACUGGACUAGACUACACUGGUAGAAGCCUUUUUCCUCUUGCACUGGACAGCUUUUAUCUUGAAUCUUGAAAUCACAGAUCGAAAGAUUCCUUUCAAUCCAGUUUUGAGCCAUAUUUAGUCCACUGAAUUCCGAUAGCACUGAAACGGAUGCGUUGUGAUAAAAAUGAGACUAUUUGAUAUCUGCUUUUGCUAUAAGUUCCCGGUUGUGUAAUAUUUGAACCACUCUCUUCCUCAGGACAGGAUUGGAGUGCCAUAUGUGCAUGAUGACUGUCACAGUUUGUACAGGCUGUUGUUAAAGCCCACAGGGGUUAACUGCUGGGUGGGGCUCCUGUGCCUAACACGUGCUGGAGCCUGAGCAGAGCCAGCCAGCACACUUGUUAAGGUUUGCAUCAGACAUGAUAGAUGUUGUUUGGACCUCGCUGAGAGCUGAACUGAAAAAGUUGUGUCACUUUUUUAAAAUCCAACUGGAAACUCUUUGUACCAAACUACGAGUUUGAAUUAUUUUUCUUCUAUUAACUUCAAGCCAAUAUGGUGACACUCCCUUGUUAGACAUUUUUUAUGAUGUUGUUGUUGAUGUUCUGUUAGAAUAUCAGAAAACCCGUUUGGGCUGGUGAUCGCUGGCUUUUCGUUUAGUAUCUCAUGUUUCGUAUUUAUUCUGUAACAUUAGGGAUAAUUUUAACUUUGAUCCUUCUAUAUCUUGAUUUAUCUGUAUUAACUAUAGCGUUACUAACCAUUUUCAGUUUAAUUCAUAGAUAAUGCACAAGGAUUAGAACAAGAUUUAUUUUGUUGUCUUCUGUUUAUUGGUGGGCUAUCCUCGUAGUGCACUGAAGAGCUUUAAAUACAGUGGGUCUGACACCCUGUGCUGUUCUGA